AUGAUUAUAUUUAAAGGAACUGAUAGUAGUGUUAGAGGUGAGAAAUCAAAGUUGAAACCAUCAAUAGAAAUAUCAAAAUGUUCUUUGGGUAUCGAUCCAACCAAUCUUCACUUGUUACCUUUUUCUAUUGGUCAUAAUGGUCAUGCAAAAGUAUCUAGUUUCUUUCAUAUUAAAAAUGAAGAUGGUAUGAAUUCAAAAUUAUACAAUCAACAAUCGGUUUUUGAAAGUAAAACAUUAUAUAUAUUUACAUUAAAAUCAAAAACAAAAACAAAAGGUGUUUUAAGUUCAACUUUUAGAGGUAUAAGAUUAUAUGGUACAUCAUUAAAGUUACCGUCAUGUUAUAAUGGUUUUGUUUAUAGAGCUGAUAAUAAUAGUAACAACAGUAACAGUAGUAUAAAAGAUGAUACAGUCGCUAAUAAAUGGGAGUUGCUUUCAAAGUUUGAUUCAUUCAAUUAUUGGAAUAGAGAGAAGAAACCUACAAUCCACGAUCCUGUACAGCAAGCAAUGAAGUGGAUGGAUAUUUCACAACAUAUUUAUAAACCUGUAACAAAAGAAAUGAUGGAGCAAGAAAAGAAUAGAAUGGAAGAAGAAGACAGCCUAUUGGAUAGUAAGAACAAGACCACGCUAACCGAAGAAGCGGAUACAUCAAAAACAACAGAAAAGGAGAUUGAUGAAAAAGUUACAGAUAAAGUUGAAGAAAAGACAGAGGAUCAAGAUGACAAUAACGAUAGACCAAAAAAGAGAGUCAGAAAUUUGUUUUCAAGACAUGUUCAAGUUGAAACAUACUUUUUAGAGUAG
Molecule: messenger RNA, 798 nt
Organism: Heterostelium album PN500
Lineage: Eukaryota; Evosea; Eumycetozoa; Acytosteliales; Acytosteliaceae
Product: ribonuclease H2 subunit C family protein
Exons: 2
Coding region: 1-798 (265 amino acids)
Biological process (GO): RNA catabolic process
Cellular component (GO): ribonuclease H2 complex
Source: RefSeq, a predicted model, not a curated record